Molecule: messenger RNA, 1095 nt
Organism: Paraglomus brasilianum
Lineage: Eukaryota; Fungi; Glomeromycota; Glomeromycetes; Paraglomerales; Paraglomeraceae
Source: the annotation of a GenBank genome assembly
AUGGCCAAAUCAAAAAAACACAGGACAAAGCUAUCAUCUUCCAAGGCUUCUGCCAAGGAAUCACCCGUUCUGCCACAACUUCCUGGAACAUUGUUUAAAAUUCUCCCGAUAACUACCUAUCUAAAAGUCGUAACAAACAAAUCUUCAAUAGAAACAAAAAACGUGACCCACUUUUGUUUUUUCAAGAAGCAUGAGACUAGAUCUCGACCAGGUUCUGCCGAAAAUUCCACUCAUAAUCAGGACGGCGAUCACAAGGGAGAGACGCUUCCAUUAGAUAAGACUUUGUUUGUAACAAAUCUUCCCGUGGAUGCAACAGAGGCUCAUUUGAAAGAAUUGUUCAAUGAAUGUGGUGCGGUCGACAAAGUUGUAUUUAGAAUUGUAGACAAAAACUUGUCCGAGACAAAUCCUACUUCAAAUUCAUCGAGUAAUGGUACAUCAAUAUCGAAUGAAGCUGCAAAGGAAGAGACUAGUAUGGCUAAGAAAAAAAAGAAAAAAGGGAAACAAUUGGAAAAGAAUACAAACGAUUCCGAUUCUCAGAAUGAAUCCCACGACAACUCAUCACACUUACGCCUAGUAUUGACUCCUGGAUCAUCUGCAUAUAUAGUUUUUAAAGACGUUGAAGCGUUAGAAAAGGCUUUGAAUAUGAGAUCAAAGGAGCGUAUAUGGGAUAGCGUCAAAGAUAUCGUACCACCAUUAGGGCUUGAAUCAUACAUCAAUACCGAAAUUGGCCUCCGUCCUCCUCUUCACCUUCUUCAAUCAAAAGUCGAUUCCUACAUGUCAGCUUUUACUGAAUCGGAACUAGCUCGCCGACGCGAAUUAGAGGCCAAGCAUAACAAACCUGACGAAGAUGGAUUUAUAUUGGUAACACGUUAUGGGAAAAGAAACACUAACACCGAUGGAAAUAUUACGGUCUCAGCGAUGCGAGAAGAGGAAGCGAGAGAAUUAAAGCCUAAAAAGAAAGAGUUGCAGGAUUUUUACAGGUUUCAAUUACGGGAGACUAAAAGAAAUAAACUUAUCGAGCUGAGAAAGAAAUUCGAAGAAGAUAAGAAGAAAAUAGAACUAUUGAAAGCAACACGGCGGUUUAGGCCUUAUUAA